AGCUGUAUUUUCAACAAAAAGUACGACAACACUUCACUCCGCGUGUUCUACGGAGGAAGCACACGCUCUUAUGGCCAUGGUGUUUGCAGUCGAUGGUAUUUUACAUUUGAUGGCGCAGAAUGUACAAAACCAGCUGCUAUUGAAGGUGUUGUUUACGUUAAAUCGACCCAAGUCGAACCACUUCGUCACCGCCAUAUUGAAGGCUACUGUAACCAGGUUCCUAAAGGUCACGUGCGUGUGGGGUUCUGGAUAGGCAAGUGUGCGACUCAUAGGCUCGGAAAAGGUAAUUCUGGUUGGAAUUCCAUGUCUCGUAUUGUGAUUGAAGAAGUACCACCUCCUCAAGAGUAA
This is a messenger RNA of Paramuricea clavata, 348 nucleotides long. NCBI's taxonomy places the organism in Eukaryota, Metazoa, Cnidaria, Anthozoa, Malacalcyonacea, Plexauridae. The record is from the annotation of a GenBank genome assembly.